Messenger RNA from Empidonax traillii (willow flycatcher), 5842 nucleotides. RefSeq names its product family with sequence similarity 222 member A (gene FAM222A). The record is from RefSeq and is a predicted model, not a curated record. The transcript is spliced from 2 exons. Bases 2722 to 4419 code for a protein of 565 amino acids. Lineage: Eukaryota; Metazoa; Chordata; Aves; Passeriformes; Tyrannidae.
GGAAUGUCUUGCCGUGUACAGCGGUGCUGGCCGGAUGGUGGUGGAUCCACAGCCUGGGCAGAGGCCGUGCGGAUGCGGGGCGUUCCGGCAAAACUGCUGAGUGUUGCCUUUCCUGCCACGAAAGAGCCAGAGCAGCUUGAACUAAAUCGGAUCCUGCUGAUUGGAAUUAGUUCAAAUGCAGAUGGAGCUAACUAAGCCGGCGCUAAGCGUUGGACAGCCCAGUGCCCAAUUCCCAUCAGCUGAUUCAGGGGCUUUUCUGAGCAGCAUUAACAAAAUGCCACCGUGGCACAGAUGCCCAUUGUGCCGGGCGCCCACCCUCCCGCCCACAGGCGCUCUGGGAGCUUGGGGCCCCCGGCAGGGUGCCAGGGUGGACAGAUGGAUGGUGUUGUGGCACCAGAGCCCUCGUGGUUCUGAGUGUGCCUGUGAAGUGCAACGUAGCUGUCGGAAAAAUGAUCUUCGCCGCGAGACGCCGGGAGACGAGGGCAGAGCUGGGGUCUGAAUUAAUCGGUGCCUUUAUUCGGUUUGGCAGGUGGCUCCUGCAUCUCAGUGGUGCUCCCUGGGCAGGGUUGGGAUGGCUCCAGGAAGGUGCUGGGCUGUGUAUGGCAAUGAUGGUGACAACUUAUGCCGGCGUGGGGGUGUCCCCAGGGACGUGCAUUGCUGGGCCCCAGAGUCAAGGGUGCCCUCAGCUGCUGUGACAGGUCACCAGCACCUCCCUGGACCAGGGCUGCAUCCGUGCCCACCCUGUGCCUGCACAUGGUUUUGGUGACCCCCUGGGUGCUUUCCUCUUGCCUUCCCUGUGCUGGCACAUGGAUUCAGUGAUCCCCUGGGUGCUUUCCUCUUGCCUUCCCUGUGCUGGCACAUGGAUUCAGUGGUCCCCUGGGUGCUUUCUUCUUGCUCUCAGCUGUUUCCCCCAAGGACCAUCAGUUACCUGAUCCUCAUCCAGCAAUGGCACGGGCCGCCCACGGCGCCAGUGUCUACCAGGGACACGGGUCAAUGUCCCCAUGAGGAGCCGCCUCUCCGCGGGGAGGAGGUGACGUCCGUUGCUAAUCGGCCAGAUGGUGACACCCGGCGGGACGCCAGCCCUGAGGUCGCUGCAGAGCUGGGGCUCAGGUACAGCAGGAGCCAGUGCCGUCAUCCAUCCCCCGCAUGGCCCUGGGUGCCCUGACCUGCGUCCACCCCGCAGGGACGGGGAUGGGGACAGGGAUGGGGUCAGGCGGCUCCUGGCACGGAAAAUCCAGGCGGUGGGCGCGUGCCGGGGGAGCCGAGGCACCGGGAGCAGGGCUGCGUAAUGAACCCCGAGUCCCGGCGGGGAGAGGCGAGCUCCUGGCAGUCAAGUGUGCUCAGCCUCUGAAUAAGAAGCACUUCAUUCUCUUUUCAAACUGUAUAAUUUCUGCCUGAUUGUAAUGGCAUAUUUUAAAAUUACCAGAAAUCGAAGCCAGAAAAUGGAUACGGCUGCUUUUACUGCGAGCUGCGUUAACAAAGGAUAUGUAAUGCAUGAAAUAAAAACACCUCCCUGCCCCCCUCCUUUUUUUUUUUUAAGACAGUAAUAGGAGAAAAUUGGUUUUGAAACUGAAUAAAAGUCCCUUUCAGAGGAAAUCAUUUCUUUCAGGGUACCUUUGCUGAAAGUAAAAUAGUGAAUAAUGAAAGGUGGUUACAUGAUUGUCUUUCAUUUAGAGAGCGCGAGGACAGAUGGAAUCUGGGAGAAAUGCACGAUUGGAAUAAUUGCAUGGUAACAAGGCGCUUGUUGUGAAAUUAGUAUCUUAAGAAAGUAGUGAAAAAGGCUUUUACUCAUGAAUACUUCAUUAUUAGGAGAAAACAGCACAAUUUGGGUUCUCCAGACACCUGCUCGGUAUUAGAUUACUUCCUCCUCCCCUCCUCCUCCUCACACCUUUUGCCGAUGAGUCUCCAUGCCACCACUUUGCUGGGGGGGAUGGGGUGAGACCCCCAGCCCCAUGGGCAGAGCCCAGCCAAAGCACAGACACCCUGCACGGAUCCCAUUCCGGGGACAAUCCCAGGGCCUGGGACCCCCUGCCUGCAGGAGCAAGCGGCGCAUCUGCGGGUACCGUCUGUGCCUGUGGUGGCUGUGAAGGGGUUUCAAAGGGUGACAUUUAAACCAGUGAAGCACAGAGAGCCCCGGGCGCGGCUCUGGGAUCAUCCGUCCGUGCUUUGCUUCUUGGCGGUGAUGGCCACGGGCUCUGCCAGCGCCUGCCCGAGGCCACCACGUGCCCGAGGCCACCACAUCGCUCCCCUGCACGGCAGUGCCAGCACCGCUCGCCAACACUGGGACAUGUGGGAAACAUCCCGGACGGCUGCAGGAGGUCAUGAUUCUCCCACAGCAGAGAAGAUGGAGUGAUGUACCCCGCAGUGACACCCAUCCGUGACCUCCAGUUGUGACCCCCGGCAAUCCAUAAGCGUUCAGCCAGAGAGCAAUGGCUCAAGAGCUGUGACACCGUGGAUGGGCACCACUGCCUGUUUUCCUGCUGCUCCCGCCCACGUCUCCCUGCCCUCUCCAAGUGGGAAUAUCUCUUCCCGCACCAGCCGGAGCAGUGGGAGGGUGUCAGCAGCAACUGGUUAUAACUCACGGCCUCGCGGCGGCUGGUGAAGGACUUACAAUGAGCAGCGCGGUGGCGGCGGUGACUUUGGCCUGACCCCUCCAGCUUUUGUCGAGCAGAUUUUGAUGCCAGCUGGGAGCUGGCGACAGAUCCCAGGACCCAGAGUGGGAUGUUAACACUGUCUUUCCCCAGCCUUGGCCAGGGUCACUCUGUGCCGGGAGGUGCUGGCUGGCACGCUGGCAGAGCAGUCUGGCGCUGCUGGAGCGCUGUGCCGGGGGGAUGCCCCAGCUCUGCCCCAUUCCCGGUGGGAAGGGCAGAAAGCUCUGCAGACAGCACAAAUCACCCACUGAGACCUUCAUAUUUCUUUCAUAUACAUUCCUAUUUCUUUCAGGCUUUCAGAGUUGGUUAUUUAUCUCCUGAGGAGCAAAGGGCACUGAGUGCCGUGGAGGUCCUGCCGCCGGCUCUGCUGGGUGGGCAUGAGGGUAGUGGCGGUGGGGUGGGCAAGUCCCCUCCCUCACCCGUGUCUCUUCUCUCUCACAGGGUGCGGGGCGGCAGCACCCGCCAGGAAACCCAGACCAUGCUGGCCUGUCUGCAGAGGACCCAGAACCCCCCAGCCCAGCACCUCCCCUGCCCCAACAAGGCGCUGGAGCCGCGCAAGUGUGAGACGGUGGCACCGAUGCAUUCCCCACGCUACCCCAGCCCCGCCGAGCUGGAUGCCUACGCACAGAAGGUGGCCAACAGCCCGCUGACCAUCAAGAUCUUCCCCACCAACAUCAGGGUCCCCCAGCACAAGCACCUUAACCGGACGGUCAACGGCUACGACACCACAGGGCAGCGGUACAGCCCCUACCCCCUGCACGCUGGUGGCUACCAGGGUCUGCUGGCCAUCGUCAAAGCCUCCGGCAAAAGCGUGGUGAAGAACUCGGAGGGGAAGCGGACUAAGCUCUCGCCCGCCCAGGUGGGCGUUGCUCCCUACCCCGCCUCAAGCACUUUAGCUCCAGGUCCCUCCUGCGCCGGGCAGCUGAACUACCACGGCGGCCAGAAGCAGCUGGAGGGUCCUGUGCCCAACGUGACGGUGGCGGCCUCAGUGCUGCCACUGGCGGGCAGGAGCCUGGCCCUGCCACCCUCCAACCUGCCCUCCAUCCAGAGCAUCAUCUACCAGAUCAAUCAGCAGUGCCAGGCGCAGGGUGCCCAGCCGGGCUGCCCGGCCGUUGUGGCCGCCCACCCCAGCCCGACCAAGCACGGCGCCUUCGGCACCGCCUACACCGGCACCGUCCUGCCCGAGUGCCGCAAGGGCGCCGACCUGGCGCUGGGCUCCAACCCGGCCGCCGCCCUGGGACCCAAGGCGGGCAUCUACCCCGAGGGCAUGGACUACCUGGUCUGGCAGCAGAAGCAGCAGCAGCAGCACCUGCGAAUGUACAGCGGGGGCAGCGGCGGUGGGGGGGCCCUCAGCAAGUCCCCCGAGACGUGUGCGGGCGCCUCGCGCCCCUACGGCCUGGGCGGCGCGGCCGAGAAGGUGAGUUCGUCCCCCUUGAACUGCAUGCACGGCAACUUCUCAGUGGGGCAGUACUUCGCUCCCCCCUGGAAUAGCAUCCUGGUGACCCCCAACAGCGACUGUUACAACCCGCCGGAGUUGGGGGCUGGGCCCCGCGAGCUGGGGGUGCCCCCGGCCGAGGGGCUGCCCAGCAAGACACUCUGCAAUACCUCCAUCCUCAGCAGCAGCCUCCAGUCCCUGGAGUAUCUCAUCAACGACAUCCACCCGCCCUGCAUCAAGGAACAGAUGCUGGGCAAGGGCUACGAGACCGUGUCUGUGCCAAGGCUAUUGGACCACCAGCACGCCCACAUCCGCCUGCCCGUCUAUAGAUAAGGGACCGAUGCUGCUCUUCCCAAACCCAGGGCGAGGACUUUGGUGCGAGCUGCGCUCCCCUCCCGCACUGCACCGGUACCAAACCGUGGCAGCGAGGGCAGGGGGACAGGGAGGGGGACACAGGGUCGGCUGCCUAAAGGGCUCCUGGGACACUGGCAUUUCACCGGGGUCCCCAGACUGGAUACACCCGCGACCCGCUGGAAGCCGAGGCCGAAGGACCGCUUGUUGUCUAUAUAGCUCAGAAAUCAUUUUAUCUCCACGAAUGUGAACAGGGAAUUGCUACGAGUUGCUGCUAUCCAGGGAGGGGAGGCUCUGCCACGCGCUGGCAGCGCUGCGUCAGUGUGGGGCAGAGCCCUGUGCUGUGGCUGGCCAGGGGGCUCCAUGGUGGAUCCUGGCCCAGCUGUGUCCAGGAGGCUCCAUGGUGGCCAGUCCUAGCCCAGUGGUGGCCAGGAGGCUCAGUGGUGGCUGGUCCCAGCGCAGCCACGGCCAGGAAACUCCAUGGUGGCCGGUGCCAGCCCAGCAGUGGCCAGGAGGCUCUAUAGUGGCCAGUCCCAGCCCAGCGGUGGCCAGGAGGCUCCGUGGGGAGCAGUCCCAGCCCAGUGGUGGCCGGUCCGAGCCUGCUGUGUGGCCAGCGCGUGGCCACCUGACCUGUAGCUGAAGUCCGUAACUUGCACUGCUUUGAUUAAAGCUAAUAACUGGGGACAGUCUGGAGGCUAUUUAAGAAAAACACUUGAAAACUUGAACAGAUUUUUUUUUUUUUUUAAUUUUUAUUUUUUUUUUAGUUGACUAGGCUGUACAUCUAUGUGUUGGCUGCUACAGAGUCUCCUCCCACCCCUCUUCCUCCUCAUCCUCCUCCUCUCACCCGGCCCCGCGGUGGCCACCGGCUCCUAUUCCCACUCAACCUGGAGGUUCAGGACCCCCUCUUCCCUUGGAACCCCCCAGCUCUCACACUUCCAGGCUGUUUUAUUUCCUCCCCUUACUGUCAGUUCUACCUUGGUUCUGGGUUAGAGGUGACCGCGGUACCAGGGCACUCACAUACCUCCUUUUUUUCUCUUUUUUUUUUUUAAAAAAAACCCCAAACAAUUCCAAAAUGCUCAUUAUGGUCCGUUAUUCACUCUGUGUAAUUCCGUGUUUGAUAGAUUUGUUCAUUUAAAAAAGGCUCCUCACCAGGAAAUACAAAGUGUUUUGAUGUUUAAAGGUAAAAGAAGAAUAAUAUCCCAAUGAAACCCAAGGUGAUUGUGCUCGGAAAAGAGGUACUGUAUCCCUGAAAGCCUGUUCAAGCACUAAGUGCAUUUACAAAUCUCUGAGAAUGUUUUUUUUUUAUACUAAAAUUGACCAUUAUAUUCUACUGUGAGAAGUGCUGGCUGCACUAUAUUGUUUUAAAAAUGAGAAAACAAAUGGAAAAAAAAAAAAAAAAAAAAAA